This is a messenger RNA of Pseudophryne corroboree (corroboree frog), 703 nucleotides long. RefSeq names its product secreted phosphoprotein 2 (gene SPP2). Gene Ontology annotation, cellular component: extracellular region. Bases 31 to 624 code for a protein of 197 amino acids. The transcript is spliced from 6 exons. Lineage: Eukaryota; Metazoa; Chordata; Amphibia; Anura; Myobatrachidae. Gene Ontology annotation, biological process: bone remodeling. The record is from RefSeq and is a predicted model, not a curated record.
AGACGGUCUCACUACGUGGCUUCUGCAAGGAUGAAAAUGAUGCUACUCUGCACUCUCCUGAUGACUUGUGUCUGCUGCUCAGGGCUGCCAAUUUAUGAUCCCAGACAAGUUGCUCUUAUCAGUGCAUUAGACGCAUCUCUUGACCAGUUGAACAGCCAGUCCUUGGGCAGGAACCUGCUCAGAGUAUCACAGACCAGAGUAAUGACAGUCGUACCCUCACUACAGGUGGGAGAUACAAAGGAUGUGGGUGCGGUAUUUGAAGUAACGUUGCAGUUCAGUGUAAGAGAAACCACAUGCAGUAAGAACACGGCUAUGAACCCCGGAGAGUGCGAAUUUCGGACAGAGACAUACAUGGAAACACCCUGUGAAAGUCAAGUAUUAGUAUCACAUGGAAAAUCUUUGGUAUUGAAAGCUCGUUGUAACCUACGUAACGCCAGAUCAUCUGAAUCACACAGAAGUGAAGAGAUAUUCCUGAGAACUCCCAACUCUGCACGAAGAGGCCUAAGAACCAGUCCAGAGAGGUUUCCAUCCCAGUGGGAUCCACAUGGAAAAAGGAAUCACAAUUUGAACCCACGAUGGGAAGAAGAGGAUGAAUGGGUUCUGGACCACUACAUACUGGAAUAGAUUUACUGCAAAUAUAAAUGCUGUUUUGAUACUUUGACAAUGUGACAAGAGCUCAAUUAAGCAUACUCAUCCUGUUGAA